CUUUUGGCUGCUGUCGCAUGCGUUGCGCCAGUACUAAGGACCCACGCCAAGCUCCCACGUUGGAUCGAUCCAAGCUUGACACUCUACAUCCACCGACUCGUGUCAGUCUACAGACACGCCCGCCGCCAAUAUUCUAGUUGGACGAUAGAUGAGCUACGAAGCUAGACUGGCCCCACGGGCGUAUGGCGACGCACAAGACGGAGCCGCACAGAAGGGUUCUGUACGUGCAGCACGGGAGAGAAUGCAGGCCGCCCAGAUGCGAUCACAACUGCCGGAUACAUCGAGGAUCAUAGGGCUUCCACAACGACCCAACCAACUCGUGUCGCAAUAUUCCGCCAACAGAGACGAAGAAUUGCAGCCGAGGACUCCUACUGAUGGCAGAGAUGAUGGGAGCAUGGCAUCCCCACCUCCGCAGUGGCCUCUUCCCGACGACGCCAGUCCUACUAUACCACCUCGUUCACCCAACAGGUUACGGCCACCGCAACCAAGCAUCCGGCCUGUAUCAGACGACUAUCCCAUUCAGCAGCCUUCCCCAAGGUCCCCACCGCCGCUUUCUCCAGAUUAUCUUCAACCGCCCUCUUUCAACUUUCGAAUAUCAAACAAGAGCGACGACAUGUACUCGCCAUCAUCACGGCCAUUCUCUGGCGCAUCAGAGGCAUCAUCGCUGGGAUCGAUUCCGGACUUCCCGGUUCCUCAGCCACCCAUGCCUGCUGUACAGCCACUUCCUCGUCGUGUCCCCGGCUUGGGCCCACCACCUUCGUCGCGAAGAGGUCCUUCAUCAUACUACACACAGAUGUCUUACGUGUCGCCCAUUGUCGAAGAGUCGGAGACUCGUUCGGACACAAUCAGAUCACGUCACGGUUCCUUCGCGUCAAGCAACGUCUUCCCCACGAACGGCGAUGAUUUUUACCAGAACGAUUACCCACAAUCGGACGAUGACGAGACGAUAACAAGCGACCGUGGGACAAUGUCACCCACUAGUGACCACGAUGACCAAAGUGGGCUUGUCAAAGAACCGCCUCCUCUUGUUCGACAAGCAAGUCUGGGGCGGAGGACGAAGCCGUCUCUUAUGACAAUCAAAUCUGUCGACAGUAUCGGUGAGAAAAAGAGUGAAAAUUCCAAGAAGGCAGCAGCUGGCGCAGGCAUUGGCGCAGUAGGAGCGGGUGGCAUCUUUGCUGCACGUGAUGCAGCCCAAAGUUCACCCCUUCGGAGCUCGAUCUUGAGUAGUGGCACUGGACUUAUCGACCCAUCCUCAUCCUCCUCCUCAGGCUCGUUGAACACCUUACGCAACACCAAGUCGACUUCCCCUAGCUACACAGGCGCCGAGUCACCCCUCUUUGCUUUUCAAUCAGAGCCUCGCACAAAUACCUUGGCUGAUCGUGUCGGAUUUAGGCGCCCGCCUAGGCUCGACAUGGAUACUGUCCGUGACGCUGAGGCACGCGGCAGUCUAACCAGCCUUCCAGAUCUGAUUCGAAGAGCAACGAGGUUAGCGGCCAACCUUGAUCGGGGAAAGACAGCCAGCCGAUUUGGGUUGGACUUCUGGGAGACUGGUGCACCAGAGCAGAACGUGCGGAAGUCUCAAAAUUCCUUGACUGACAUGCUCGCUGCAUUCCCUCCACCAGGCCAAGAAACUCCGCAAAGGUCAGGUACACCGGCUGGCAAUGCUAUGGCAGAAUGGCCGUCUUCAGGAGGAGCAGCUACACGCUCUGGUGGUGCAGACCAAGGAUAUGGUAACGAGAAACCAGCCAAGAAGCGGCGCAGAUGCUGCGGCCUCCCACUUUGGACUUUCAUCACGUUGUUGAUUGUACUCCUCUUCAUCGUAGCCGCAGCAGUGGUCAUCCCGAUCGUGCUUGUGGUAAUACCCAAUCAGAACAAGAGUACCAGUGCUGCUCAGGAUAACCAAGGCAACAACAACAACACCACAAGCGCACCAGCUCCAACAUCAGGCUCCGGAAGCGGUUCGUCCAAUUGUCAGAACGGCGGUGUCGCCAUUCAGAAUGCAGACCAGUCGAGUACUUGUGUUUGCAUCAAUGGCUUCACCGGUAGCACUUGUGGCAACAACGAUGAGAGCGGAUGUACAACAACCAGCAUAAUGGGCACUGCCAACAACGCUACUGUUGGCUCUGGCAUCCCUCGACUCGUUCAAAGCGCGGCCGAGGAUUUCAACAUACCCCUUGAUGCAACUCGCAUCUUGUCGUUAUUCUCUAGCUUAUCACUUAGCUGCGCAGCAGAGAAUGCGCUGAUCACCUUCAACGGUCUGACAUCCCGCUCAGUUCCAUCCACGGACCAGUCCAUCAAUCUUGGCAGCUCCCUUCCUACGCGUUCGCUUCCUGUCUUGCACCUUCCCCACCCAGCUCGACAAGUGGAGGCGCGACAGGAAGCCACACCCAUAUCCAGCAACACCACCGCAGUUGACUUCGCUCGAGUAGGCGUCCUAUUUGCACUGCAACAGGCUGGCAAACUCGACACCGCUGCCACCGCGCAGGAGAACGUCCAGGACUUCCUCACCAGCAACCGCAACGGCGACUCAAACACCAACACCGUCGAUGUCGGCCCCUUCACCAUGGACCUCGUCAACCUCACCAUCAAAUUCGACAACGGCACUACCAUCGGCCCCAAGUCGUAAAAGUUGUUUUGCAUGUUAUUGUCUUUCUAGCACAGCGAUACCCGCAUACAUGCAUCCCCAUCAUUGUCCACGUUCUCUUUGUCUCAGCAUUCCAUCAGCAUGUACAAUAUAGCGUUUUUUCUUACCGUGACACUUUUACUUUCUAUAUCACGUCUUGAAGACGACCUUUGGUACUAUUUUGAUCUGGAUCUAAUGUGUAUAUGGACCGGGAAUAACCUUUGCUGAGAAGCUAUGACAGGGUUUGGGUUAGAUAGCUUUGUAUAUAGAGUGGCAUGCUUAGCAUGGA
Molecule: messenger RNA, 2912 nt
Organism: Macroventuria anomochaeta
Lineage: Eukaryota; Fungi; Ascomycota; Dothideomycetes; Pleosporales; Didymellaceae
Exons: 1
Coding region: 149-2626 (825 amino acids)
Source: RefSeq, a predicted model, not a curated record